Molecule: messenger RNA, 3816 nt
Organism: Penicillium expansum
Lineage: Eukaryota; Fungi; Ascomycota; Eurotiomycetes; Eurotiales; Aspergillaceae
Product: Peptidase C78, ubiquitin fold modifier-specific peptidase 1/ 2
Exons: 10
Coding region: 1-3816 (1271 amino acids)
Source: RefSeq, a predicted model, not a curated record
AUGUUCCCUAAAAGGCAACAGACCGAUGCCGAGGAAACAACGAGGAAGUCACAGCCACUAUCAGUUCUUAGGUCAUGGUCAUGGCUUCCAAAUUAUUCAAAAGUACCCAGGAAAGAGGUGCAACAAAUAACGACCGAUCCCGAUCCUGUUCGAAGGUGGAUAAAAGGUGUUGUGAUUUGUUCAUGGAUCAUUGGUGGAGUCCUCGCCUUGAACAUCAUCCUCACCAUCAUCGCUGCUAGUCUAGCGUAUUCAGGGAAUAGCGGGCAGAUUUUCUCCUUUGCUUCACUCUAUAUGGGGAAGUGUUCGACUUCCAAGAAUUGGACAACGGGCUUGCACCUCCUGAUCAACAUCCUCAGUACUACCCUUCUAGGAGCGAGCAACUACUGCAUGCAGUGCCUUGCAGCCCCUUCGCGAGAGCAGGUGGAUAAAGCCCACAGUCAAAAGACAUGGGUUCGAAUCGGCGUCCCGAAUAUUAUAGACCUUAUUCGCUAUCAAACAGGCAAGCGACGCUUUCUAGGAUCGAUCCUACUGAUCACCUCAUUGCCUAUCCAUUUAAUUUACAAUUCAGCCGUCUACUUCUCCAUUGGGCCAACAGAAUAUUCAGUCGUUGCAGCACAUGAGGAGCUUAUUCAGGAACAUGGCAACUCCACGGAAUUUGAGCAAUGCUUCACAGCAAAUGUCGGAAUGGAAUUGCCAUCAUUCAAUACAGCGAUCCAUGACGGGAGUUUCAACACUCUCUCCAAGCAAGAAUGUGUUGAUAUAUUUGCUCAAGACUAUACAUCCGGGUAUGGAACGGUUGUUCUGGUGACCAAAGACUCGAUGCCUCAAAACGAGUCCGUGGCCUGGAUAGGAACUGGAAAUAGACAAAACUUUGAGGGUGGCAAUUCUCAGUUCAGCUGGCUGUGUGACGAAGAAUAUCCCUGUACAAAAAGUAUAGCCGAGGAAAACACCCAGAACUGGACCGUUCACGCAAUAACGUGGUCGCGUCCCACCAUUCACCUGUCAGUGCCUAUCCCAGGCGGACUUUAUGAGAGCGGAGGAUGGUUGGAUGUUGGACAUUACGGCGUUCCCGAAACCGAGGAUUACAACCAUCUCGAUGAUAUUCUCGAUAAAUACCCUACCUUGGAGGACUUGCAAGCUGAGCUAGACAAUCCUUCCGGCUGGGUUAACAGUUCAUUUCCAGGCAGCGUCACAGUACGCAAAGGUGAACCCGACUGCACAUACCCAGGAGUCUACGUCAAACUCAUCUGCGCGCUGUUAGCGGCACGCGAGAACAGAAAAGAUAUUUUCCUCACCACUGGAGACGCGAUUGCAUCCUUCCUUGCCAAACCGGACCCAGCCACCGAGGGAGCAUGUCUACUGUCCGGGUCUUUAAUCAAGAAGAGCACACAAGGAUGGCAGAAAUACAAGGGCCGUGAACGCAAGUCUUUGGAUCUUCUGGAAACCAAACAAGAGACUCCGCUUCGUUUACCUCCAAGGAAACGAUGGUUUCAAGCUGCGAGCAUAUCACGCUGGGUGUAUACGAUCCUCCUAUUUGUGUGCAUGCUGAUCCCAUCCGUCAUUGUUCUUCGCCUAGGAAUUCUCAAUUACAACAAAGCCUCCAAAUCAAAGAACCUAUGGGACUCUGGCCUGGGAGACGCAAGCACAGGGACUACCUUAGCCGGCCUUAGCAUUCCCGCUACCGCAAGUGGGAUAUUUUCUAUGAUUUUCAUGGCCAACAUACCUCAGAUACUAGUUUCACUAGCUUACUUCUUCUACAACGGCCUGCUGACCUGCAUGCUCGGCGCCGUCGAGUACGACAACUACGCCACGGAGCAAAAGCCUCUCCGCGUAUCCUGGCCCCGCGGCGGCCAGCGUUCAACAUACUACCUCAGUCUUCCGUACCGAUACAGUGUCCCGCUACUGGUCGUCUCCGCUGUUCUACACUGGCUCGUAUCCCAGAGUUUUUUCUUCGUCCAGGUGAUCCCAUUCGAUCGGCACGGAGUACCCCAAAAAAGCUACCCCGAUGUACUCGUUACUUGUGGCUACUCGCCUGUUGCCAUCAUUUUCGGAAUCAUUGUUGGUGGCUUCCUACCCAUCGUCGCUGUACUUCUAGGCUUGCGUCGUUUCAGAUCACAUAUGCCGCUAGCUGGUCAGUGUAGUGCGGCAAUCAGCGCUGCGUGUCAUCCCAUGACUACGGCAGUCGAUCAUGCAUUGAAACCGGUGCAAUGGGGCGAAGUUCCAGAUAGAGUCUUGUCACAUGGCAUUUUUUCAAACACAAUAACGACAGAUGUUGAAUGUGACGCUCGACACAGUGUUGGAAAUGAUGAGCAACGGCUAUCUUUGGCUACGGAGCUGGAUCUCAAUGAUUCUCGGGCAGUUGGUUUCUUGCAUUGCUCAUUUACCUCGGAGGAUGUUACACUGGAUGAAAACUCCAUAAUGGCUGACAACAACACCGCCUCAUGCCCUUUUUGUCCCUUCACGGACUCCGAUGCUAAUUUUGUGUCCCAACACAUCGAAUUCUGCCACCCAGACACCGGGGCAACGGGUUUCCUGCAAGAAAACCCGCAAGAAUUUGCUGCCCAAAACUCGGCUCCACUACCAGUGGACGAGGAUGGCACAGACAAAUAUGUCGACUGUCCACAUGGAUGCGGUGAGACAAUAGAAAGUGCCGAGCUCUCGAGCCACCUGGAUCUCCAUGUUGCAGAGGACAUGGCGCUGGAUGAUAUCGGUGUCACAUCAGCACGCUCAACUCCAGACGUACAUGACCACGUGUAUGAUGAGCCCUUUGAUGAUGAAGAUUCCCUCGACAUGCUCGACUCUCACAAAGGAGGCAAGCGUGGUAUGCAGCGCGACUCCUCGCGAGUAAAUACUGCCAAGCCACCACGGCCUCACAGCCCCCCAAGGACGACCAAUGCCGAUGGCACGAAGAGAUUAGGGCGCUCGGAAUUGGGCCCCCAUGCCCAUGAGAAGAAAAUGCCUUCAUGGCUAAAGAAAAUGCUAGAAAAGGGCGGCAGCAUAUCAAAGCAAACCCAAAUCACAUCGGACGGCAAAUUCACACGACGCGACACAGUAGAAAAUGAGACCGACCAUUUGAUUCCAGUUCUUGCUCGGUUAUGUGAACAGGACAAAUCCGUCCAACGGGCAUUCUUCUGUAGCCCCAAAGUCCGCCAUAUCUGCAAGAUGCGUCGGGAAGGCGGAUUUUGUGGCUAUCGCAAUAUCCAAAUGAUGGUUUCUUGGCUGAAAAAGUCUCGUGGCUUUGGCCAUGAGCACUUCCCAAAUAAGGGGCCCACGAUCCUUGAACUGCAGGAUAUGAUUGAAUCGGCCUGGGAUAUGGGAUUCAAUAGUUCUGGAAGAGCUGAGACAGGCGGUAUCAAAGACACGCGCAAGUUUAUUGGAACGCCUGAAGCACAAGCACUUUUCAUGAGCCUAGGAAUCCCAUGUGAAGCCAGGAGUCUGUCAGAGAGGAGCGAUUUACGGGCCUGUGAUGCCCUUUACAUUGAUGUCGCCGACUAUUUCCGGUCAGCAUGUUCACCAGAAGACGAGACAAAGAUCGUUCAGACCGACCUCCCUCCGAUAUACUUCCAGCAUCAAGGUCAUUCUAUGACAAUUAUCGGAUUUGAAAUACGAGACAACGGCAGCGCAAAUCUGCUGGUAUUCGAUCCCAUGUUCAAGACUUCCCCUGCAAUGGAGCGUCUGAUCGGGGCAUUUGUCAAGCCCUCGGAUCCCACUCGUCUUCUCAAAGCAUAUCGCAGGGGAACGCCUUAUCUGCAAAAGUACAAGAUAUUCGAGCUUCUCAAGUUAUGUAUAACCAGCCCGAAACAUGAAGCUACAUAG